Molecule: messenger RNA, 225 nt
Organism: Ustilago hordei
Lineage: Eukaryota; Fungi; Basidiomycota; Ustilaginomycetes; Ustilaginales; Ustilaginaceae
Exons: 2
Coding region: 1-225 (74 amino acids)
Source: RefSeq, a predicted model, not a curated record
AUGGCGUGGCAGAGAGGGCAGGGGAAGGUGAAGCGGGUGGCCGGGCCGGAUAGAAUGGUAAAUGGUCAAGGUGCAAUACAGAGGUCCACAGAUCGUUGGAAGCACCGGCGGAGGAAGGAGGAACACAAAAUUGUGGAGCACAGCUGCCACGUGCGGGGUAACGUGGCACAAGCGGGCGCCACAACAGUGCACAAGACGGUUGAAGCUGGACAUGGUAGCUUAUGA